This is a messenger RNA of Cryptomeria japonica (Japanese cedar), 1857 nucleotides long. Its product is annotated as berberine bridge enzyme-like D-2. The record is from RefSeq and is a predicted model, not a curated record. Gene Ontology annotation, molecular function: oxidoreductase activity; FAD binding. Lineage: Eukaryota; Viridiplantae; Streptophyta; Pinopsida; Cupressales; Cupressaceae. The transcript has 4 exons. Bases 1 to 1857 code for a protein of 618 amino acids.
AUGGCUGAUAAAGUUGUCACGUGGAGUCACAUGUCUGAGAUGAAGUCGCCGAUCAAACUCGAAUUCCCCAAAGGAGGUUGUGGUUUCAGCAAUGCACUGUUUUGUGUCUACUUUCUCAAAGUCACACGGUCUCAGGUGUUGGCUGCAAACAGAACACACCACACCGUUAGCAUAAUUCCUCAUGGUCACGUGCUCAUAGGGCAUGGACAGGUGACAAGGCAUGUGGACAUCGCUUUCAGCAGGUUGAGGAGUUUUUCCGUAAAGAAUUCGAGACAUUCUCCAGAGAUGGCAAAGGUUAUGAUCGGUAACAAUCCUCAAGUGGACAAAGGGAAUGCAAAUUUUAAUGGAUUGUUUGAAUGUUUUAAAAAAGGUGGCUUAACAGACUUUAUACAGUGUCCCGAGUAUAUUUCUACACUUGAUUUUUCUGCGCAGAACCUUCGAUACAGAGAACCUCAAAUACGCAAUCCUGACUUUAUCUUUAUUCCCGACGACAAAUGCCAGCUGCAACAAUUUGUGUUUCUACUAUUAAAUGAUAUUUGGAUGAAUGGUCAAAGGAUAAAAUGCCCAUGGGAGAUUCGUGUUCGAUGUGGAGGGCACAGCUACGAGGGGCUUUCCUACACUGCGGACGCUCCUUUCGUGCUUAUCGAUCUUCAAAAGCUGAACAAAGUCACUGUGGACGAGAAAUCAGAGACGGCCUGGGUAGAAGGAGGCGCCACGUUAGGUGAAGUUUAUUCUGCUAUAGCAGAAAGCUCGCCUGAGCUCGCGUUUCCUGCAGGAAUUUGCCACACUGUGGGCUCCGGUGGUCAUUUCGCAGGUGGGGGGCUGGGUUUUCUGUCGAGAAAGUACGGCCUUUCAGUUGACAAUGUGUUGGACGCCCUCCUGAUAAAUGGGUCAGGGGAGAUGGUGAAUAGAAUCCAAAUGGGCGAAGAUGUGUUUUGGGCCCUGAGAGGAGGCGGCGGUGGCAGCUGGGGAGUUGUUUGUGCCUGGAAAAUCCGGUUGGUGGCGGUGCCUCCAGUUUUAACAGCCUUCAAAGUGUUGAAAUAUGGUACAGAUACUGUCACGGAGACCGUGAACAGAUGGCAAUAUGUUGCUCCCAAAUUGGAGGACAACAUCUUCAUGCAAGUAAAGGUCGACUUUAACGAGAGAAAAGUAAUCAGAGCCUUGUUCGAAGGAACAUACCUUGGGUGUCAGAACGAGCUGGUGCAUAAAAUUGCGCAGAGCUUCCCAGAGCUUGAACUGGAGUCGGCAAAUUGUGAAGAAAUGAGUUGGAUAAAGACAAUUGCCUACUUCGAGAACAACAUCCCAAUCAGUGAAUUAACUAACAGGUAUUAUUACAAGAAGAGCUACUUCAAAGUGAAGUCAGAUUUCGCCAAUGUCCCUCUUCCAGAGUCUGCGCUGAGAGAACUGUGGAGCAGAAUGGCAAAAGAGCCGUGUGUGUAUACAAUUUUCUUUCCCUUGGGAGGGGAGAUGGACAGGAUACUCUCCGAUGCGAGGCCGUUUCCUCAGCGAGCUGGGACAUUGUUCAGCAUACACUACAACAUAUCCUGGACUGAGAGUGGUGAAGAUGAUUACUACCUUAAGUGGAUGAGGGAUCUUUAUAAAUACAUGGAACCUUAUGUCUCCCAUUGUCCCAGGGCUGCAUACGUGAACUUUCUUGACCUUGAUCUGGGCACUGGCCACGAUUCCGUUGAAGAGGCCAGAGUUUGGGGUGAAAAGUAUUUUGGUGCAAAUUUCGAUAGGCUUGUUGAAGCUAAAACGCAGGUGGAUCCCGCUAACAACUUCAAUAAUCCUCAGAGCAUUCCUCCUAGGUGUGAUUAUAAUAUUAAGAAAUGUGUUGACAUAAAAGGAAGCUCCUAA